CGCGGCCCUCCGCUAUCAUUCUGUCUCUAUUCGCCUUCCAAUCAUCUUUACCUACUCCGCCAGCCCAACUCACUUCACUUGACCCUCGAACCCCGAACCCUGCCUCAAGGGCUACCCUUGGCACUUGAUCGCUUCAAAGCGAUAAGCGCGAAUGCCAAUGCUGCCCAUGCAGCGAGCUUUUGCCGGCUCAGCUCGCAUUUGUCCUUCGCUCGCACGGCCAACGCUGCAGCAAACACCGCGGAGUAGAGCCAAUGCCUCCAUCCAGACGGCAUUGAAGGCACAGAAGCGAUACAUCUCCCUCCGACGACCCCAACCACUUCCCAGAGCCGUGCGACGAGCCCUCCAGCACACCACGCGUCAUGGACAAGUGGGACAGCUGCGAUGGGCUUCGACUUCAAAGCUGAAGGAGGCAGCUAUCGCGCCCCCGAAACAGAGAGGGCGGCUGGUACGCUGGACCUAUAGAGUGCUCGCCUCGCUCGGCUUGUUCAUUGUUAUGAGUGGAGGUCUGGUCGUGGCCUUCUUUGCCUACGACGCGACUACAUAUGUUGGAGAGGGAGAGCCGGCGGACCUUUCCAUCUCCGAGAUGGCUCUGAACCCGCGCAUCGGCGGUCCGAAGAACUUGCCCAUCGCGGAGUACUUCAUUGACGAUGAGGAGAAUGAGAAAAUGAGGGAGCAAAAGCACAAGCCAAAGCUGGUGAUUCUAGGUACCGGCUGGGGUAGCGUAGCUCUGUUGAAGCAGCUGAAUCCGGGGGACUACCAUGUCACCGUAGUUUCGCCAUCUAAUCACUUCCUGUUCACACCUAUGCUACCUUCAGCCACUGUGGGUACGUUGGAGUUUAGGAGUCUGGUAGAGCCGGUGCGGAAGAUUGUCAAACGCGUCAUGGGUCACUUCAUGAAGGCGUCUGCUGUUGAUGUGGACUUCAGUAACAAGCUCCUCGAGUUGGAAGCAGAUGGGCCGAAUGGAAAGGAGCGCUUCUACUUGCCAUACGACAAGCUGGUCAUUGGAGUCGGAUCCGUUACGAACCCCCACGGCGUAAAGGGACUAGAGCACUGUCACUUCUUGAAGGAUAUCAGUGAUGCGCGCCGGAUCAGAAAUGCCGUUAUUAGCAACCUCGAGACUGCCUCGCUUCCAUCCACAUCCGACGAAGAGCGCAGACGACUUCUUUCCUUUGUCGUGUCCGGAGGUGGUCCUACCGGUGUAGAGUUUGCUGCCGAGCUUUAUGACAUGCUGAAUGAGGAUCUGUGCAAAUUCUAUCCUCGUCUCUUGCGAAACGAGAUCUCUGUCCAUGUGAUUCAAUCCCGCGGCCAUAUCCUCAACACCUACGACGAAGCACUGAGCAAGUAUGCAGAAGAAAGACUUGCGCACGACAGCGUUGAUGUGCAGACAAAUGCACGCGUUAAGGAGGUGCAAAAAGACAAGAUCCUGUUCACGCAAAAAGACGCCGACGGCAACACUGUUACUAAGGAGCUGCCAAUGGGCUUCUGUCUAUGGUCCACCGGUGUUUCUCAGACUCAAUUUGCUCAAGACAUUGCCAAGAAGUUUGACGCCCAGAACAAUCGCCAUGCUCUCGAAACUGACACGCAUCUCCGUCUUGUAGGAGCACCGCUUGGAGACGUCUACGCCAUUGGCGACUGCAGCACCCUUCAAAACAAUGUCUCCGAGCAUAUCGUCAACUUCCUCCGCACUCUCGCCUGGGAAAAAGGCAAGGACCCAGAGACUGUGACCCUCAACUACUCACAAUGGUGUGAAGUCGCCAAACGCGUCAGAGCACGCUUCCCACAAGCCACAGACCAUCUCAAGCGACUAGGUAAACUUUUUGAGCAAUACGACCACGACAAAUCCGGCACUCUCGACUUCGGCGAAUUAAAUGAACUCCUCAAGCAGAUCGAUAGCAAGAUGACUUCACUGCCUGCUACUGCUCAGCGUGCCAAUCAGCAGGGUAUCUACCUGGGUAAGAAGUUGAACAAGAUGGCGCAGAGUGCCGAUGCCAUGCAACUCAAUGGUAUUAUCGACGGGGAUCUUGAUGAUGCCGUCUAUAAGGCUUUUGAGUAUCGGCAUAUGGGCAGUCUGGCAUAUAUCGGCAAUGCUGCCAUCUUUGACUUUGGUGGCAACAUCAGCUUUGGGGGCGGACUCAUGGCGGCAUAUCUCUGGAGGAGUGUGUACUUCGCGCAGUCGGUGAGCCUGAGGACAAGAAUGUUGCUUGCCAUGGAUUGGAGUAAGAGGGCGCUGUUCGGGAGAGAUAUGAUGAACUACUGAGACGCGGAACCAGAGAUAUGUACAUUUUAACCUAGAAUUUAGAGUAGAGGGCGCGUGCAGCCGACAAGGCCUUUAGAGACCUGGGGAUUCAUCCAUUAUUGCCGCGCAGGGAAAGGGAUCCGAGGUUGCUAGUUUGCACCAAGACACAGGGGGAAUCUCACGUGUGCCCCUCUUGAGUGAAGCCAGUUUUCUUUGGUCUUGGCAAGUCUCUGCGCACUCGCAAGAUCAGCGCAUAAGCACUUUGGCGAGGAUAGACAAUCCCAUAGUCUCUCACAAUAUACCGGCAUGAGUGCCAUGAAGACCUGAA
Molecule: messenger RNA, 2564 nt
Organism: Sphaerulina musiva SO2202
Lineage: Eukaryota; Fungi; Ascomycota; Dothideomycetes; Mycosphaerellales; Mycosphaerellaceae
Exons: 2
Coding region: 152-2257 (701 amino acids)
Molecular function (GO): calcium ion binding; NADH dehydrogenase activity
Source: RefSeq, a predicted model, not a curated record